Arachis ipaensis is the source of this 1293-nucleotide messenger RNA. Lineage: Eukaryota; Viridiplantae; Streptophyta; Magnoliopsida; Fabales; Fabaceae. The record is from RefSeq and is a predicted model, not a curated record.
AUGCUAGCCAAAGAAGUCGGAGCAUCAAGGUUGGAAGUCAACAGCGACUCCCAAGUCGUCACUUCCCAAGUAAACGGCAGCUACCAGGCCAAAGACACGCUGCUACAGAAAUACUUGGAAAAAGUAAAAGAACUAUGCAAAGGCUUCGAGGAAGUAACAAUCCAGCAUGUUCCCAGAGAAAGGAACGCCCGAGCCGACCUCCUCUCCAAGCUCGCAAGCACUAAACCCAGCACGGGGAACAGAUCUCUGAUCCAAGGGCUGGCAACAGAACCUGCGAUCAUCAUGUGCGCAACCCAAGCACCAAACCCGCCCUCAUGGUUAGACCCGAUCUCCCGAUAUCUAGAGCAUGCAGAAGCACCUCCCAACCAAAAAGAGGCGGAAUUUAUCAAAAGAGAGGCCCCCAAGUACACGAUCAUACAGGGACAUCUGUACAAGCGAGGGCUCCACCAACCACUAUUAAAGUGCCUGCGCCCCGACCAGACAGACUAUGUCCUGAGGGAGGAGAAUGCCAACUUCCACAAAGCGCCUCCCGCAGAACUCAACCUAAUGUUGGCCCCCCGACCUUUCGCCCAGUGGGGAGUCGACCUCCUGGGCCUAUUUCCCCCAGGACCCGGACAGGUGAAGUUCGGGAUACCAAAAACCGUCAUAUCGGACAACGGGACCCAGUUCACCGACAAGAAGUUCAAAGGAUUCUUGGAAGGACUAGGGAUCAAGCAAAAGUUCUCCUCAGUUGAAUACCCUCAAACCAACGGCCAAGUUGAAGCAGCCAACAAAGUUAUCCUAAAAGGGUUGAAAAAACGACUCGAGGGGAAAAAGGGCUCAUGGGCAGAAGAACUAGCCCCAGUACUAUGGUCGUACAGGACCACACCCCAGUCAUUCACCGGGAAAACCCCUUUCCGACUCACAUACGGGGUCGAUGCUGUCAUCCCAGUCGAGAUCGGGGAACCGAGUCCGAGGCUGCUCCUCGGUGGGGGUAGCGAGGCCGUUGAAAAAGACCUAGCCGACGAGACAAGGCAAAUGGCGCACCUGGCAGAAGCAGCAAUCAAGCAGAGAGUGGCCCUCAUAUACAAUGACAAAGUACUGAAAAGGAACCUGGGAGAAGGCGACCUGGUCCUACGACAAAACGACAUAGGUCCCCCGACACCAGGAGAAGGCAAGCUAGCCGCAAACUGGGAAGGACCUUACAGAGUAAAAGAAGUCCUCGGCAAAGGGAGCUACAAGCUAGAAAGGUUGAAUGGGAACGAAGUACCGAGGACAUGGAACAUGGCGAACCUCAGAAGGUUCUACGCGUAA